AUGGCGCCAGUAGAUCGCAAUGGUUUCCAAGUGGCGGUAAUCUGUGCUGUCAACGUCGAAUCCAAGGCCAUAAAAGCCAUCCUUAAUCCGAAUUUCGGCGACGAGAACCCGUACGGGAAGGCCGAUAAUGAUCCCAACUCCUACCAGACAGGAAUGAUUGGUCGACAUCCAGUCGUUCUGGUCUUUUGUUCUGGAAUGGGCAAAGUGGGGGCAGCGAUUGCAGCCAGCAACCUCCGCAUAAGUUUCCCGCGGCUUAAGUUGUGUCUACUUGCGGGCAUAUGCGGUGGAGUUCCCUCCGAUAAAAUCUUUUUGGGGGACGUCAUUGUUAGUAAGGGGAUUGUGCAAUUCGACUUUGGAAGGCAGCAUGACGAUAGAUUUGUCCGAAAGUCCUCCUUCUAUGACAUCCCUGGGCGCCCAAGUGCAUCGAUUCGUUCGUUUCUCCAUUUGCUUGAAACAUCAAAAGAGGACACUGGGUUCCAGGAGUCCAUUUUGCAAUGCCUCAAUGCCAUCUCUGCCCAAGAUCCCAGCAUCGCGAUUCAUCCACCAGCAGAUGAACCGGACCAGGUGUACCCCAAUCACUACGUACACAAGCAUUACAAUCCAGUCCCCUGUCCCACGGGUGAAUGUUCUAGAUGGAAAAACGUGGGCGAUCCUGUCUGCAGGAAUUCACGCGAUGCAUCAUGUGGCGAUGUGGGUUGUCAAGCGGCGAAAGCCACACAGCGAUCACCACCCCCUGACCGAUCAGGACUCACAUCAAAAAUCCAUCUAGGACUUUUCGGCACAAGUGACCAGGUCAUGAAGUCAGCACAGCACCGUGAUGCAUGUGUCGAAGAGGAGGGCGUCCUGGGGUUCGAGAUGGAGGGUGCCGGAGUCUGGGUUUCUGAUCUCCCAACAAUCAUCGUCAAAGGAGUUUGUGAUUAUGCCGACGGGCACAAGAACAAAAAGUGGCAAAGCUAUGCCGCGGGAAGGGCUGCAGCUUGUGUCAAGGCGAUGCUGGAUCAAUGGACUGAGACUGAGGCGACCCAGACACGGACUGGAGAAAGUCAAGGCACCUCAUACCACAAUACUCAGUCUAAGAUUAUGACUCAAGGAGGCUCUCAUUCCUUUGGCGGUCGUAAUACGUUCAGUAUUUCUUAG
Molecule: messenger RNA, 1137 nt
Organism: Aspergillus steynii IBT 23096
Lineage: Eukaryota; Fungi; Ascomycota; Eurotiomycetes; Eurotiales; Aspergillaceae
Product: purine and uridine phosphorylase
Exons: 2
Coding region: 1-1137 (378 amino acids)
Biological process (GO): nucleoside metabolic process
Molecular function (GO): catalytic activity
Source: RefSeq, a predicted model, not a curated record